AGGUAAACAGGAAGUGACAGAUCACCAUUUUGCAACAGAUGUAUUUCAGAGUCAACGAAAGUAUUCGUACGGAAAAGCGUAAAAUUCGCAACAAAUUUUGUCAGAAAUGGCCAAGAGACACUUUCCAUUUUCAGUGAUGUAUCUUUCUAUCAACUCUUUCUCGUUUGGCUCUACGGUUUACAGAUAAAGAAGCAUGUUUUGCAAGGGAAGUGGAUUAAAUGCAUAAGGAUCAGAGAUCGACUCGCGCUGGCCAAGAAGGGAGGAUGCUGAAAAUAUCGUCAUUUACAUGACUCCAUUGUGGAUCACGAAAAUUGUUAAUUAAGUUUAUUUCAAAUGACAUGUUUUGUUCACAAAUUGCAAAGAUGUAGUAAGCUAAGAGACAUUUGUACUUGAAGUACUUAAUUGCGAAGGAAAUGAAAAUUGCUCUCAUAAGUCAGAUUAAAGAUAUUUGAAUCCCUCUGAUAAUGUAGACUUUUCACUUAAAAACAAAAUGGGUGAUCCACACAACCGAAAAAAUUUAGCCGUUAAUCGAUUGAGGAAUCAAUUGAAGAAGAAGAGAGAGUCUUUGGCAGACCAGUUUGAGUUUAAAAUGUACAUUGUAUUUCACUUCAAAGAACAGAAAAAGUCACCAGCCCUAUUUGAAGUUUCUGAAGUUGUGCCAGUCAUGACUAACAAUUAUGAAGACUGCAUUCUUAAAGGCGUCCAGGAUAAAGCCUACUCAUUUGAAAGUUCCCAGGAACUGCUCGAAAAAGACAUAGUUCAGCUCCAUGCACCUCGCUGGCAUCCACUCAGACGCGAUAUCCUUGGCUGUACAACAGAUGUGGAUUUUCUUCUGUGGCCAAGAAAUGACAUAGAAAAAAUUGAAGGAAGAUUGUUUUCAAGAUGGAAAGGAGAAGACAUGAGUUUUAAACCAGUCAUGGAGGAUUUUGUGUACUUCCAUGAAGACUAUGACAAACAACUAGCACGUUUGGUCAACAAGAAGGAGAGAUCAGCAUUGAUUAUCAAUGACCCCAAACAGUCCAUGUUUUUGUUUUUGGAUAAGCAUCAUAUCCAGACAACCACAAACAAAAUGACUGUGUUUAAGCUGUCCAGUGUCUGCCUAUAUUUACCACAAAAUCAGCUGACGUUGUGGGGCCCUGGUACAAUCAACGAUUUCCUGUCAACCCAUCUCAUGUGAUGUCAGCUACUAGGGCUCACUGGUGUUAAGUGAAGCCCUUGCUUUUAAUAGUUGUCAAGAAUUUGGACAGUUUUUGAUUGUCUUUGUUAAAAUUUGGUUUUCAGGUUACAUUUCUUAGACAAGAAAUAUUCAUGGAUACCUUUGCUUCAUGUGAAAGGCUGAAGUUACAAGAGAUGUACCUGUUUUUUGAAUUUUUUUAAAAGUGAUUUAUUUGCAAACAUUUUGAGGAAAAACUCACAUUGCUUUUAAUAUCACCUUUUAUUUCAAUACUGCUGUUUAUUUUUCUACACUGUAAAGUAUUUCUGCAUUCUCUUUUCUUUUCUAUGUUAGAUAAUCCAACAAUUAAUGUCCCUCUGUGAAGUAUUCAUUUGCUCUAUAUAACAAAAUUUACAGAAUCAGCUAAAGCCUCAAACUCGGUGUGUUUUUUCUGUUAUUUGGAGUUUUCUCCUUGAUUUUAUGUUUUUGUUUGCUCAGAAUUAUUAUCUUUGUUCUAUCAUUGCAAAUUUGAUUUUCAUACAAAUAGCCCCCUGAUUAUGGAAAAUGUUGUUGAAAGAUCAUCCAAAAUGAAUGAUGUCACAAAUAGAGUUGACAUUUCAAUUAAUAUGUAAGAAUGAUUCUAUAGCAUGAUGAAAACAAAAUAGUUAGUUUUCACAAAGUUACAAGAAGAGGAAAGCUCUGACAAAGAAAAUUGUUCUUCGUGAGGUACAGUCACAUUUUCAUGAUUUGAGUGGAGAGAUUUUGUAAUAUCUUUGAUAUUCUAAAUUCCAAUUCUUUCAUCUCUCGUACUUAUUGUGGCAUAGUAAUAAGGAUGCAGCUUGUGGCCUUGAGCCUAGCAUUGCUCAAAGUGGAUUCCAUCAUGAAAGUGUUGAUUUUAUUCAGGAUACAGUUAUUAUUUCUGUAGAAUGAACUACAUGAAACAAGUCAUAAAAUUUCUUCAUUUCAUUCUUCUGUAAUUGCUUUUAUUUGAUCUUACUGAUAAUAAAAGGGAACUUCCAACAACUUA
Messenger RNA from Magallana angulata, 2180 nucleotides. RefSeq lists its product as uncharacterized. The transcript is spliced from 7 exons. The coding region runs from base 491 to 1177 and encodes 228 amino acids. NCBI's taxonomy places the organism in Eukaryota, Metazoa, Mollusca, Bivalvia, Ostreida, Ostreidae. The record is from RefSeq and is a predicted model, not a curated record.